AUGGCCGAUGCUGCGAGGACGAAGACUCCCAGACCGGGGCCGUUUGCACGACGAACACUGAAGAAAGCAUCGUCGCCAGGGCCUUUGCGCAUCACCAUGCUGAGUGGAGAACUCCUGGGCGAAACAGACGCACGGCGGCAUCGGACAGCAAGGAAGCUGGCGACGUACGUAGGGGAGUACUGCUGCGCCACGCCGGCACCGAAGCAGACCAUAAGGCUACUGCACGCCGGACGAAGGCUGCAGGGCGGGAGACUACGCAUCGAUGCCACAUCAACCGUGCAGGCCGUCUUCCUGCCCUACGUCCAGAUACACGACGGCUCGAGGGAGUCGGAAGACUUCCGCUUGGCCCUGUGGAACAGAAACACCUCGAAGCUGAAAAAAAUACUUUGGCGGCCACUGGACCCCAACACCGUCUUCCAGCAAUUCUACCCGACGCCGACUUCGGGACUGGAACUUCUCAUGCUGAACCAGAACAGACCCUGGUCGCUGCCUGCCCUACGAACGUUGCUGGAAGCCAAAGCAAAACUGGACCGACCCGAAAACAAAGACGUGCUGGCCCUCGCCGUGAGAUAUGCGCCAAGCAGCCACGUGGAGACGCUCCUAAAGCACCGGGCCGACCUGGGCGGCUCCGCGGAUCCCUGGCGGCCCCUGGACAUAGCAUGCCACGACCACCCCGAAAACCUGCUACAGGGCCGUCCACAUCCAGGCAAGAUCACGAUGCUGCUGGCAGCCCGAGCCGAUCCCACGCGAAUGCUCGAGGACCCGACCAGCUGGGCCCAAAACCCAAGCCACCCAGACUGGUCCUACGGAGCCAACCCUCGAAGCCUAGCAACCCUCGUGGCCCUAGCCUGCGCAGCAGCAGCUCACUCAGACCCGGAGUGCAUGCAGCAAGUCGCGCGAGCGGCAGCGAACAAAAGUGCCAUCCCCUUAGAAUAUGUAAGCGACAGCACCCCCGGAAUGCAGGUCCUCACCGCAAGCCUGUGCAGUGCAGCUUGCACAGGCAACGCCCGCAACGUGUGCUGGCUACUAGAAAUGCGAUGCCCAGCAAAUGCACGCGUCGGCCGACACCUCCUGGAAGGUGAGUCCUGUCUCGUAACCAAUGCCGAGAGUCAGUGCACAGCCUUAAACCUCGCAGUCAGAAGCGGCUCCGUCGCCGCCACCCAAGCACUCCUCCACGCCAAGGCCGAUCCGAAUCUCACCUUCGACGAGCUUGCCGCCCUGGACCGAGCUGCGCUGCACAAGGCACCAGCAACGAUAAUAGAAUGCAUACUAGCGGCCAGAGGCGAAGCGACCACGCCCACAGCGCACACGACAUCUCCGCUGACCGGGGCGCAUACCCGAGCGGCGAACCCGACAAGGCUCCUCAGCCCGGGGCCGCCUGCGGACUCGCAACCAAGCAAUGCGCAAGACGUCAGACGGGCCACUGCUCACGUUGGUGAAGCCAUCAUGCAGCCCGAAAGCAGCCGACGGUGGGCCGACAUGACAGACGACGACGAUCAGGCGACCGGCUGGGACUUCGAAGCGUUCAAGAAGGACUACCUGGCGAGGAGAUGCAGCCUGACACUUCUGACGCCCGUGCAUGCCCCAGGCGGAACAAUCAAGAUCGACGAGGCGCGCUGCCUGGAAAACCUCCCCGACAACCGCACCUCGACGGGACACGACCCCGCCCUCCGGCGCGAAGCCAAGAACACCCCGACGGAAGAAGGCAUCACGGCCCCCAAAAAGCCACUGCCGCGCCAGCCACGAUGGACGGCCGACGACGAGAGAGCCCUGGAUCGUGCUUUCCAGCGAGCAGAGGCACCGGAGAGAAGCUACACCCCAAAGGCGCACAACACCUCCCCCGGCAAGCGUCUAGUCCCACUGUGUGCACAGGCCGACAGAGCCGCCGAGGCAACACCGCCAAGAAACGAAGCCGUGGAAGCGGCAAAGCUCGCAAGGAAUGCCGCUGAACCAUCUCACGAAGGACCGGCCGCGCGACGAGGGGGGGCCGAGGCGGGCUCCGACCACGACACGGAGCCCGGACCCAGCGUCGAGGAGCACUUUCGGGGCACGCUGGCCAUCAAGAAGAUGUCAGGCGACGGCAACUGCCUCUUCCACGCGCUCGGAGAGAACACCGGCGAGAGCGGGGCAUGCCUCCGAGCCCUAAUCAUCCAGUACCUCAGAGAGAACGCAGAAGCCGAAGAAGACGAAGAGCAAGUGCAGGCCUGGCUACAGGAAAGCCAAUACCUCCAAAGCGAUCCGGGUCACUGGGGCGGCGACACGGCCAUCAUCGCUUUCACCCGCAUGAGGCAGCAGCGAGUCCUUUUGCACUGGCGGACGCCAAACGGCGACAUCCUCACGAGCGAGCGCACGCACUCGGACGUGGACGAAGCAGCCCAACGCGGGCCGCACGCAGCACCGAACGCCACGGAAGUGAUCCAUCUCUGGUACAACGGCAGGGACCACUACGACCUGCUGGUGCCCAUAGACCGAGCACCGCCACCAGCACCACCACUGCCACCACCACCACCACCACCACCACCACCCGAUUCCGCGCCCAGCCAAGCGCAGAAGAACCGCCGCCGGCGGAGAGGAGGCCCAUCAACAGGCCCAGGCGCGCAAGACGCCGUCGAAGCCAACGACACGACCGCCCGAGCCAGAGGCACAGGACGAGCCCAACCUCCUGGAAGAGCUCACCAGCAUGCCCGUGGCGCCGGACAGCAGCCACCCCCGGCGGAAACUGGAAGAGGCUCUCCGGCACCUCGCACACACCCAGCUGCGAGCCCAGCCGCUGAUACCGCCCGGAGCCAGGCCCGAAGACCUCGACCGUGGGGAACCCUGGCCAGGACAGUUCUGCGCCUUCCAGAGCUGCAACUGGUCAUUGCUUACGGGCACCGAGCAAGAGCUUCGAGAGCACGUCCAGCAAGAGCACGCAACAGCACUGCAGAGCGUCGCACAGCACCUACCCAAGCCAAUCCCGGCCGAUGCACUGGCCAGCGUCUACAACGAAGCCAUAGCCCUGCGGUGCAGAGAGGCCGCACCCGUGGCAGGAAGCUCGCGGGACAGAAGCGCGCUGCGGAGCUUCGCCGAAGCCACCAGCAAAGACAGGGUGGAAGCGAUCAUUUGCUUCUGCUGCGCAUGCAUCCACACACGCGUGGCCGACGCCGAGGCCGCGGGCCCCAUCCGCUGGCGCAGGCUCAUCCAGGGUCCCCCCAGCAACGACAGGACCCACGCCGAGACAACCGAACGUCUGCACGACAUCCUGAGCAUCGACAAGUACCUGGGGCUCUACGGCGACCUCGCCGGGGACGUCAAGCUCACCGACGUGGCCGAGCUGAACGAGUGGACCGUGACCAUCCCCGGGCUCGGCGACAUACUCUGCUGCCCAGAAGACCACCGCUGCCACGCCAAUCCCCAGCACCCAAGCCAGCACACGCUCUGCGAGCACUGCGAGGUGCCCCUCUGCCGCGACUGCGCGCAACACUUGGACAACGGCCAGCUGCCGCCCCUGAGCUUGUGCAAUGA
Molecule: messenger RNA, 3504 nt
Organism: Symbiodinium sp. CCMP2592
Lineage: Eukaryota; Dinophyceae; Suessiales; Symbiodiniaceae
Source: the annotation of a GenBank genome assembly